AUGCGUUUCGCCACCGUCCUCGCUCUUCCCGUUCUCGCCCUCGGCGCCUUUGCUGAGAACGCCCAGGUUGACAAGCGUCAGCUGGGUUCAGUCCUCGCUUCUGCUACAUCCGCCUUUGGCGUAGCCACAUCAGGCGCAGCCGGUGUCGUCUCCUCCGCCUCGUCAGCUGUCGGCGUAGCUACCUCGGGCGCUGGGUCCGUCGUAGGUGCCGCCUCUUCCGGCGUGCUUUCCGUUGCCUCUGGCGCCUCGUCGGGCGUUGCCGCUGGUGCGUCAGGUGCCUCCUCGGUCGUCAGCGCCGGUGUCAGCGGUGGUGCCUCGGUCGCUUCCGGUGCCAGCUCUGGUGUUGCGGGCGGUGCAUCCGGCGCUAGCUCUGCCGUCGCCUCCGCUUCGUCCCGCGCCGCUGCCGGCCAGGUCGCUCCCUUCCCCAUGUCGGCCGUCUGGACCGCCGCUGUCGGUGCCGUCGGUGUUGUCGUCGGUGCCGGUGCCGUCUUCGCUUAA
Molecule: messenger RNA, 498 nt
Organism: Dioszegia hungarica
Lineage: Eukaryota; Fungi; Basidiomycota; Tremellomycetes; Tremellales; Bulleribasidiaceae
Exons: 3
Coding region: 1-498 (165 amino acids)
Source: RefSeq, a predicted model, not a curated record